AUGUAUGAGGAUACAGUAGGCUGCAACUUUGACCAAAACUCCAUGCCAGAAUCAGCAGAAAGUGUCCUCAACCUCAACCCUCUUCCCCUACCACCUCCACCACAAGUUCUCAUGCCUUCUCCCUCAGAAACCCACAACAACAACAGCAGCAGCUUUGCUGUUGCAGAAAACUUGAGACUCUCCAUGGAAGAGCUCUCCUACCCUCAUCAACAAGAUCAUCAUGCUGCCAUGGAAAUUGAGCUCCAAAAUGAACUUGGGUUCAAUCCAUACAGCACCAAUACUGACCAGAACAACAACAGCAGCCAUUUGGUUUCCUUUGAGCAACAAAACAAUUGGGACAAUAUUCAUGGUGUCCAUGAUCAGAUGCAGCAACAAUUGCAAGAUGGUGCUAAUGGUGCAUACCCACCUACACCUGACCUUCUCAACCUUUUCAGCUUACCUAGAUGCUCACCCUCCUCUGUUCUCCAAAACUCGUCCAUUACCUUCACAAACCCCAACCCGAAAAGCUCGAAUUUUCCGAACACUUUGGGGUUCCUCGGAGAUGUCCAUGGUGGGAUUGACACCCCGCCAGGGACAGCGAGUUCGGUUCUCUAUGACCCACUUUUCCAUUUGAACCUGCCUCCACAGCCACCAUUGUUCAGGGAAUUGCUUCAGUCCUUGCCACAUGGAUACAGCUUGCCAGGCUCAAGAAAUGGGUCAUUGUUUACUAGUGGUGGGGAAGAGGGAGAGGGGAUUGGAGGAGGGGUUUACUCAGAUGGGAUUAAUAAUGGGAGGCAAUUUGAGAAUGGGGUGUUGGAGUUCUCCAGAGAAAUGGGUUCUAUUGGAAGAGGAAGAGACGUCAAAGGGACCAAACACUUUGCCACUGAGAAGCACAGGAGAGUCCAGUUGAAUGGCAAGUACACUGCCUUGAAGGAUUUGCUUCCACACCCAACGAAGAGUGAUAGAGCAUCAAUUGUGGGAGAGGCAAUUGAUUACAUAAAGGAGCUUCUGAGGACGGUGGAAGAGCUGAAAUUGCUGGUGGAGAAGAAAAGGUGUGGGAGAGAGAGGAGCAAGAGGCGCAGGACUGAACAAGAUGGUGGUGCUGGAGAUGAUGAGAGCUGCAACAUGAAGCCUCUUGGUGACCCUCAUGACCAGUAUGGCUCUCUGAGGAGCUCAUGGCUUCAGAGGAAAUCCAAGGACACUGAGGUCGAUAUCCGCAUUAUCGAUGAUGAAGUUACCAUCAAACUGGUUCAGAGGAAGAAGAUCAAUCUGUUGCUGUAUGUGUCCAGGCUUCUUGAUGAGCUGCAGCUUGAUCUGCAUCAUGUUGCUGGUGGACACAUUGGCAAUUCCUACAGCUUCUUGUUCAACACCAAGAUGUAUGAAGGGUCAUCUUUGUAUGCAAGCGCUAUAGCCCAAAAGCUCAUUGAGGUUCUGGACAAACAAUAUGCAGCAGUUCUACCUACCAACAGUUUUUAG
Molecule: messenger RNA, 1455 nt
Organism: Prunus armeniaca (apricot)
Lineage: Eukaryota; Viridiplantae; Streptophyta; Magnoliopsida; Rosales; Rosaceae
Source: the annotation of a GenBank genome assembly